Molecule: messenger RNA, 3978 nt
Organism: Megalobrama amblycephala (Wuchang bream)
Lineage: Eukaryota; Metazoa; Chordata; Actinopteri; Cypriniformes; Xenocyprididae
Gene: mnx2a
Product: motor neuron and pancreas homeobox 2a
Exons: 3
Coding region: 2293-3222 (309 amino acids)
Biological process (GO): central nervous system development; spinal cord motor neuron cell fate specification; regulation of DNA-templated transcription
Cellular component (GO): nucleus
Molecular function (GO): sequence-specific double-stranded DNA binding; DNA-binding transcription factor activity, RNA polymerase II-specific
Source: RefSeq, a predicted model, not a curated record
CCACUCACAAAAACACAUUUUUGAUAUAUUUACGGUUGGAAAUUCAUAAAAUAUCUUCAUGGAACAUGAUCUUUAUUUAAUAUCCUAAUGGUUUUUGCCAUAAAAGUAAAAUCGAUCAUUUUGACCCAUACAAAGUUGGCUAUUGCUACAAAUAUACUCCUGCGACUUGUGACUUGAUUUGCAUGAAUAUAUAUUUCAUUAAACAGCACUUUUGUGUUGUUGUUGUCUAAUACUGAAUGUGUAUCACUUGGUCCCUCCUACUUUGUAUUGGCCAUUUUCAAAACCUCAAAAUAUUUUAUUUGUCUUCCCUGAAAUUAAAGAAAAGAAAGACAAAUCAUUUUAUUAUCUGUUCUGCUGUGUGUAAACCCAAGCACUGUUAAUGAUUGACAGGUAGAAGCCUAAUAAUUGACCUUUAUCUUCCUAAUGAACUGAGAUUAAUUAUAACCUCAAGGUCUUGUCUGGGAACUCACUGACAGUGCUGAGAGCACAACCAGACUUCCCAUGAGAAAAACUAUUCACAGAGAGAGAGAGAGAGAGAAAAAAAAGAGUGCAAAUAACUGAACAUUAAAUGAAGACAACAGCAGUUCACCUCAAAAGCCAUGACUUUGAGCUAUUAAAUAAUAUUGGCUUCUUUCUCGUUUUUGAAUCUUUGCUCAGUCUUUGACACAGUAAUGAUUUUUUGUUGUCUUUUUUUUUUUUUUUUUUUUUUAAUUCGUACUGCACUUUCUUCCGUGUUGGCACGCUCUAGUGUCAGAUCGUUAUUCUCUCCAAACGUCUCAGCAGCCCUCGUGCAAAUAAACGGCUGUUUCGACAUUAUUACUGGAAAAACAAGCAGCAAAUAAGCGGCAGAUAAUGACAGAACAUUACAACUGCAGCGUGUCCGUUUGCGUUUAUCAUGCUUGUUGAUUUAUUUGUGCAUUAGUAUAUGUUUGCACCAGAUAAGAAACAAGGGUGAGCGAGUGGUCAUGCAAACACGCCGCAUAUAGUGUGAGAAAAGCAAGGCGGAAUCGCACCUGCGAGCGCGCGGAGUGGAAAAGGUCAACCUGUCCGUGUCCGCCAUUGUCCCUUUGUCAAGGUUAGUGUGAGUUAGUUAGCAAUGUAUUUGAACCUUUAAAUAUAUAUUCCACCAUUCAGGAGAAACCUGAAACUUAAUUUCGAGAAGAGUGGAACUAAUGUUUAAUUCCUCCUCGUACACUAUGAAUUCCUCUUCGAUGCUCUAAAGAAGAUGCUUUAGUCAAGCAGUCUGAGUGAAAUUUGAAUUACCAUCUGAUUGUGACAAGACAAGGACAUAUAGGCUAUCUCAGAUAAACGACUGGCUAUUCAGAAGCAAUUCAUUUCAGAUUAGGCCUACAAGAUUUUUAUUUUAUUUAGAUGUUCUAUUCUUUUAAUUGUUAUGAUGUAGGCUUAUUUAAAAUAUUUCUAACAUUGUAAUUUUAAUUAAUAAAGGGACGUUAUUAUUAACUUGCACCAAACAUCUAAAUCUUAAACAUUUUUACGAAUGUAAUUACUGAUGAGGAAAAUCAAAUUUAAUAAAGUGAAAUAAUAUUGCCAUAACAUACAGUGUAAUCACAUUUUCAUACAGUGAAAUAAGAAAAAUAUAAUAACAUAGAUCACCAGUUGAAAUCAUAUCGAUAAUGUUAAUAAAUAUGUAGACUAUUUGUGAUAUUUUGUUUGCUAAAAAAAUGUGUGCAGUAUUUAGUGUAAAAUAACCAUUUUUUGUAUAUUAAUCUCAACCUAUAACACAUUUACUUAUUGUUGUUUACGUUGCUGUUUUAUUAAUAGCCUAUUGCAAACUAUUGGUAGACCAAAAUUAUUUUUCCAAAGGACCAAUUGUUGUAAACAAAUGUUUGUGUGGCCAAUUUAUAUAUUUUUAUAUAAAUUUUUAUAUAUAUUUUUAAGUCGUAAGAGAUGUGAAUUGUAUGGCUUGAUGUUGAAAUAAAUGCGUGUGUAGUGAAUUAAUUAGAAUAUUUUUGGAAGAUUCUCAACUAUAAGAGCAUCCAAAUGAACCAAUCAGAGAGUGUUUAGGAGGAGCGUGCUAGAGCGCGAGACAGUCAAAAACUGAUGCCUGCUCGCGCUCCAGGCAUAGUGUUGCGUCACGGGUAUAGAGAUGAAAACACAGUUAUAGAGAAACAAAAUAUCCACAACUGUCUUAAAGAGUUAGACAAUAUUACCAACGGUCAGGUCAGUGGCCUAAGGAAGAGUUCAUUGUAAAUUAAACCUAGUGUGAAGAAAAAAGAAACUCUUAAACUAAUUUAUAACCAAAUUUUAGCUUGACACUUAAAGUUCAGCUCCAUGGAUAAGUCGAAGAACUUUCGAAUAGACGCUCUGUUGUCAGAGAGCUCUCAGCGGAUAGUUCGCGAGGAUUCCCCGGGACUGUGCAAUGAAGGUACUGACAUUGAGCCCGCAACAUGCAAACGGACACAAAACUCUCCUACUCGCGCUUUUCAGCUUCAGACAGGGGUCAUACCCAAACCAGGCAUGCUAAACAUUUCUCACCCAGGAUUAACAUCACUUUCUCAAGGGUCUAUGCCAGGAAUGUAUCCCUCACCUAUGUACUCCAUCGCGGCACUUGGAGCGCAGCAUCCCACCUUCGCGUAUUCUGGUUUCGCGCAUCCGUACCAGGACCACCUGAAAGCAGCAGCCGUGGCCGGUUCAUUUCCGUUAGAACACUGGCUCCGGGCAGGACUCAUAAUGCCUCGCCUUGCAGACUACAGCGGGGCACCUCAAUCUGGUCUGAUUGGAAAGUGCCGGAGGCCACGCACAGCUUUCACCAGCCAGCAACUGCUAGAGCUGGAAAACCAGUUCAAACUCAACAAGUACCUAUCACGACCCAAACGCUUCGAAGUGGCCACUUCUCUCAUGCUGACUGAGACGCAGGUGAAGAUUUGGUUCCAGAACCGACGGAUGAAGUGGAAGCGCAGCCGUAAAGCCAAAGAGCAGGCUGCGCAACUGGAAACAGAUGGCUGUAAGUCAGGCAAGAGAGGAAACAAACCCAAAGACCUCAGUCGCUGCAGUGCACACGACGACGAUGAGGAUCUGGAUGCAGAGGAGGAAGAUGAAGAAGAAGAGGAAGAGUUCAGAAAAUCCAUUAAUGUAGGUCUAUCUCACCCUUCGGACUUCCUGCAGCACAGCUCCGCGCUGAGCUACAGCUCUCAUGGCUCCUACUCUGAUGACGACCUGGAAGAGAUCGGAGGAGACCGAAAGAUCAGGCUAGGGUUAUGAGGAAUUAAUGGCAUGUCAGUUCAUGAAUUGGACAGCUAACUACGUCAAGGUUUAAAAUCCAGCACCUCAAGACUGAAAGCUGUUGAUGUCAAAAUUAACCCAUUAGGCCCAAUGAGUUCAUUGUCCAUGAAUACUCACAGGAUGUUUAUAGUCAAAAAGUCUUAAAUGAUUCAUGAAAAUGGUCUUCCAGUUUAUUUGCACUUAAUAUUUUUUCUUGAAGGCUGCUUGUAAACUGCAAAUGUACACUAUUUCAAACUAACUUGUUUUUCUUACUCUUUAUUAUAUAUGUUAAUAUGGACAUUUUGGUUGAAAAAAUAGAAGCUGUUGAACCAAAUGAGGAGGCCUUUCCACUGAAAGUCACAGGCCGACACUUGUGCUCAUUGAUCUCUUGAACACAUUUCGUUUAGUACGUAGUCAAAAGUGGAUGCUGAGGAACAGGAAAUUAUCCAGAGGUCAUCAGUGUCAGCAUUCUUCCAGUAACCAUUGACUAAGAAACACUGAGGAACUGGUAAAUCCUCGGCAAAUAUUGAACAAGGGCAAACUGUGAACGGUUCAUUAGUUAGUCCAUUAGUUUAUGUCAUGUUGUUGCUGUCUUUAAUGUUAUUUAACUGUUAUAGAUUAUAUAUCUAAUUUAUUCAACUGAUAUCAGGACUCCGUUUGAAGGAUUGUGUGACCUUCAAAGAUUGCUGGUAAAAUAUGUACUUGGAGACAAAGGGAAAUAAACAAAAUUGAAGAUGAGUUUCAGGCAUUCUCUCA